This is a messenger RNA of Sinocyclocheilus rhinocerous, 1960 nucleotides long. Its product is annotated as monocarboxylate transporter 1-like. The record is from RefSeq and is a predicted model, not a curated record. The transcript has 5 exons. NCBI's taxonomy places the organism in Eukaryota, Metazoa, Chordata, Actinopteri, Cypriniformes, Cyprinidae. Gene Ontology annotation, biological process: plasma membrane lactate transport. Gene Ontology annotation, cellular component: basolateral plasma membrane. Gene Ontology annotation, molecular function: lactate:proton symporter activity. The coding region runs from base 1 to 1371 and encodes 456 amino acids.
AUGCCAAGGCCACAAGACUCCAACUCUAAGAUGGUACUGAUCCAGAACGUUAAGUUUGGUGCCUUCAUUUCUAUUGGUUUCUCCUACGCCUUCCCAAAGUCCAUAACUGUGUUCUUCAAGGAAAUUGAAGUGAUCUUCCACGCCACCAGCAGUCAAGUGUCCUGGAUCUCUUCCAUCAUGCUUGCUGUCAUGUAUGGAGGAGGUCCUGUCAGCAGUAUCCUGGUCAAUAAGUAUGGAAGUCGGCCUAUUAUGAUUUUAGGAGGCUGCCUCUCAGGAGCAGGGCUCAUCGCUGCCUCUUUUUGCAAUACUGUCGAAGGCUUGUACUUCUGUGUCGGUGUAGUGGGAGGUCUGGGACUGGCAUUCAAUCUCAACCCAGCUCUCACAAUGAUUGGCAAAUAUUUCUACAAGAAACGCCCAAUAGCUAAUGGUAUCGCUAUGGCUGGUAGCCCAGUCUUUUUGUCUACUCUGGCUCCCCUGAACACCUGGUUCUUCGACCAAUUCGGCUGGAAAGGGAGCUUCUUGAUCCUGGGUGGACUUCUGCUGAAUUGUUGUGUAGCUGGAUCACUGAUGAGGCCCAUUGGGCCAAAACCCCAACCCGCUGUUAAAGCUGCUAACAGUAAUAGCGAAGCCAGAGAGCAAAAGAGCGUGAUGGCGAUCAUCAAUGGUUUUAUCGAUCUGACGCUCUUCAAGCAUCGUGGCUUCUUGCUGUACCUUCUGGGUAAUGUGGUCAUGUUCUUCGGCCUCUUCUCUCCUCUUGUGUUCCUCAGUAAUUACGCCAAGAGUAAGGAAAUUCCCAAGGAGAAGGCGGCUUUUCUGCUCUCUGUCCUGGCCUUUGUAGAUAUGGUUGCACGACCUUCAAUGGGAAUAGUUGCCAGCACGAAAUGGGUCAGGCCAAGGGUGCAAUACUUCUUCGCCGCAUCCAUUCUCCUUAACGGUGUGUGCCACCUGCUUGCCCCUCUGUCCACAGACUACACAGGGUUCGUGAUUUACGCCAUCUUCUUUGGGUUUGCCUUCGGCUGGCUGAGCUCUGUGCUGUUUGAGACCCUCAUGGAUCUUGUGGGAUCUCAACGUUUCUCCAGUGCUGUGGGACUGGUGACGAUUGUAGAAUGUGUGCCAGUGUUACUGGGGCCUCCUUUACUAGGAAAGUUCAAUGACAUCUACCAUGACUACAAAUAUACAUACAUGGGCUGUGGAAUUGUCCUGCUGGUUGGCAGUUUGUUUCUUUUCAUCGGAAUGGGCAUCAACUACAGGCUACUGGAUAAAGAAGCAAAAGAAGAAUCCAAGAGAGCCAAUCUGCAGGAGGAGCCUGGCAAAGAGGUUGUAGAAGCACUGAAAAUACCUGAUGACAAUACUGCAGAGGAUACUGUGUGACAAUAGCUGAUCCUGGUUUUAUUCUGGGUGAUUCUUACAUUUCUGCACUCUCUACAUCAAGGAUUUGAUUACAGACAUCCAUCUUGGACUAUUUAGGUUACUGAGGCAGUGAUGCAAACAUUUCAGUGCCUUGCAUGAGCACAUGGUCAUGCAAUUGAUAUUUUUAUUUUUAGAAUUUAACUUUAGUAUAAAACGUAUGCAUUUACUUUAGGACAAGACCUGUGGCUAUUAUUUUGGGGCAUUUUAUGUACGCUGAGAGUGAGAGAGAGAUUAAAUCAGUGAAUAUAUGAAGAAUUAAUCUGCAAGAAACAAAUGUUGCCUUCUAACAAAAAAGAGACGAGUAAUGUGAAAGCGGUAGAUAUGCAAAUACUGUCUCUUGUUAAAUAUAUGCACAAAUUAAACACAUAAUUUGGUAAAUAUUUUCCAAGUUAAAACGGUUAAUGCAUUGUUUUGUCAGUAUACAUGGACAGCGUCAGCGUUAUUUUGUGUAUUCUUGUGUGUCUAUGUGUGUAGUCUAGCAAUUUAGUGAUAAAAGAUUAUUUACUUGUUUGAAACUGUGUAAACACAAAAGCAAUUUGUGUAUAGCAUA